Messenger RNA from Oryzias melastigma (Indian medaka), 2469 nucleotides. Its product is annotated as leucine-rich repeat and transmembrane domain-containing protein 2. Lineage: Eukaryota; Metazoa; Chordata; Actinopteri; Beloniformes; Adrianichthyidae. The record is from RefSeq and is a predicted model, not a curated record. Gene Ontology annotation, molecular function: protein binding. The transcript is spliced from 4 exons. The coding region runs from base 612 to 1787 and encodes 391 amino acids. Gene Ontology annotation, cellular component: extracellular matrix.
UGGAUUUCGUUUUGUCAUUGUUGUCUCUCACUGUUCAGAUGAGCCUACCAUUGAAGUUAUAGACUGAUCAUUUCUUUUUUAGUGGGCAAACUUACAAAAUCAGCUGGGGUUCAAAUAGUUUUUUCCCUCACUGUAUAUAUAAAAAAAAACUUUAUUAUUCCUGCUGAAGUGCAUUACUGUUUUCCUACAGAGCAGGACACACAAGCGCAUUAUCACUCACCCCCCCUCCACAAACACACCAGCAGCGCUCCCCCCGCCUCCCGCCAGUCCCCUCCUCCUGCAGCCUGCCUGCUGUGUGUUGGAUGGAGUAUUCGGAGCUCAGAGGAGGAAGAGCGGGUGGUGCUGAGGAAGAGGAGCCAGGUGAUGGUUGACUGAAGGUCCAUCCCAGAUUCUGAACCGACUCCAUGGGUGGACGGAGAGUCCGGCACAUCAGAGUGAAGAUUGUUUUUGUUUUCUUUUUUAGUAGAUGGAAUUAUUUUGGUAAAGGGCUGUGUGAAAACUGCAGAAACCUCCAGCUGGACGCUACAGAAGCCAUGUAGAAUGUUUUUUCAGGGAAUUCUCCAAGAGACCUCAUGCCAUACUGAUGCUACAGCUGAGCUGAAGCUGCAGCCAUGAAGCGGCAGACUCUCAGGAGACCACAUCGUCUGCAGAGACUGAUCUGUGUUGCUGUCAUAAGCUUGGUUCUGGUUCUUCCCGGCCUUGUGGGCUUGGUCAGCAGCUGCCCGAGCGCCUGCACCUGCUACGCCAACACAACUGACUGCUCUGCUGUCGGCCUUCAUUCUCUGACCCCCGUCGUGGAGAUGCUGGGCAGGGAUUCUCUGUCCCUCCGACUUUCCCAAAACAACCUCUCCUCCUUGGGAAGGACAGACGCUUUCAACCUGAGCGGAUUGGAGCUGCUGGAUCUCUCCCAGAACCACUUCUACAGCCUCCAGCCCGGAACUUUCUUGGGCUUCGGCGGCCUGCGCUGGUUAAAUCUUUCCUCUAACUACCUCGGCGUACGUCUGGCAGGAUCAGACCUCAACAGCAGCACGUUCGCGGGUUUGAGCAGCAAGGCUUUCAUGGGGCUGUGGCAGCUGCAGGGGCUCGACCUGUCCUCAAAUGCUUUCCAGUGGCUUCCGAAGGGCCUGCUGGAUGGACUGCAGAGACUCGCCUGGCUGUCUCUGGCCAGUAACCGUCUUGUGGCCCUGGAAAGAGGCCUUUUUGAACCUCUGGUGGGCCUGCAGCAGCUCCAGCUGGUGGGGAACCCCUGGGAGUGUGACUGCAAGCUGAGGGACUUCAAGCACUGGAUGGAGUGGCUGCUUUACAGAGGUGGACAGGUGGAUGCGAUGCAGUGCAGUGUCCCCGAUGAUUUGAAGGGCAGGGACAUCCGCAGUGUGCCGGCAGAGAUGUUCAUCCACUGCCUGCAGAGUCCCAUCAAGGAGGGGGUCCGGCACGCCGCCACCCGCCCCCCCUGCCCGCCUGGCAGGGUCAGCAGCACCGACGACUGUGUUCGGCAGCGCUACAGGCCUGUGAGUGUGCGCCGCGCCCACGGCACGCAGAUAGUGGCGGGCGUGGUUUGCGGCACUGUGUGCAUCAUGAUGGUGGUCGCGGCGACGUACGGCUGCGUCUACGCCUCGCUGAUGGCGCGGUACCAGAGGGAGAUUAAGAACCGCGGACAGCCUCUGAUGGCCGAGUGUGGAGCUGAGACCGACCAGGAGGACGGGCAGAUGUCGUCUCCUGACACCCCCGAGGCCGUGUCCAAAGAGGCCUGUGGCAUCGUGCACGGUUAUCGAAUCAGCAGCUUCUGACGGCUCCUCGGCACCCGCCAUCCUCCAGAGACACCCUGCAGCACCAGCACCCUCAGGACCGGGACCGGAUUGCAGAGCUGAUGGAGCAGACUGGACUCAGCAAAGCUGGAAUGCUGCAGCACUUGCUUUAAUGUAUGGAUGCUCUGUGAAUUGUUGUUCCCUGCUCUGCGUCUCUCAGCAAGCUAUUAAACUCCUCUGAAUCAGCAGUUGGGGAUUUCUGCACCUUCAGGCUCUUCCAGGGUUUAGUUUUCUCUGAGCAAUGUGAAUCUAUUCAGUCCAGAAGCUCUGGAUUGUUGCACAUGCUUGUUUAUCCCGACAAGCUGAAUGUUUGUUCAUGUUUAGUAAGUCUUCGUUUCCUUUUUCUGCAUAAAAAAGCAAACCUUGUCAAAGUUCUGCAGCACAUAAACUGAAUCCAGGGGGAAAGCUGCUUACUGUAAAAACAACCUCUACUGCCACCUAGAGGUCCAGCUUCCAGCAACAAGAUCCACAGCAUCAGAGCACAAAUUAAGCAGCUUAAAACAAAAGCAGGUAAAAAAAAUAAUGAUGCAAAGCACAAAGCAGCGAGUGAGGAGGAUAGAGAGCUUCCUCCAACAUGAUCUGUAACGUCUAAUGUUUUUUUUUGAUAAGGAUUCAAAGUCUGCUCACAAGACAUGCCUAGAAGAAUAAACUGUAUUUAUCUAAA